Molecule: messenger RNA, 1371 nt
Organism: Misgurnus anguillicaudatus (oriental weatherfish)
Lineage: Eukaryota; Metazoa; Chordata; Actinopteri; Cypriniformes; Cobitidae
Biological process (GO): regulation of transcription by RNA polymerase II; sex differentiation
Cellular component (GO): nucleus
Molecular function (GO): DNA-binding transcription factor activity, RNA polymerase II-specific; RNA polymerase II cis-regulatory region sequence-specific DNA binding
Source: RefSeq, a predicted model, not a curated record
CGCUUAGGUUUGGCAUCACGUGAACGUUUUUUUCUAUCCUUCCAGACGUAAAUUAGCAAAUUCAUGAAUUGACUGAACUAAUAUUUGUUAAAUAGUUUUCGUGUAAACGUUCCAAGCGUUGGUUAAAUUUGACUGAUUUAUCAUUUAUUACUGCGAUUGGAAGUUUUUUUUAUCAUGGCAAAUAGUAUGCCACCAAACGAUCGCGUAACCGCAGAUAAAUCAGCGCGUAGCCCGAAGUGCGCGAGAUGUCGGAACCACGGUCUCGUCGUCCCGUUAAAGGGCCAUUCGGGCAAAUGUCAGUUCAGGCUGUGCGAGUGCUGGAAGUGUUCACUCAUUGCCGAGCGCACGAGAAUACUAGCAUCUCAAAGACGGGUUAAAACCGCUAAUGGAAACGGAUCACCGAUCGCAGAUCGUCCAGAACAUUCCACUAAAUCUGGCGGGAAACCGGUCUCGGCGACUAUUACGGUAACUAGCGAGGUGAACGAUGAUGAGAGCACUAUAAAAAUGUCCGAUCGCUGUCCUGACACUGAUGUUAAAACUUACGGUGAACUCCACGUGCCUGUAACAGGCCCGGUAAACGCAGAUUCUGCAGGCGCGAGCGCAGUUUACUGUGAACUAAAGGCACCGACUGGACUGAACCCUUCAGAUGGCGCUAACCGAGGUCCACCACCAUUUUCUGGAGAGAUGUUUGCAAUGCCUUUGCCCAUGUACCCGCAUUACCCAGACAGGUACUUGUACCCUGCCGUGCUGGUGACUCUGAGACCACCUGCACCAGGACUCUUUAGGGAACCUAUUGGGUUUCUUCCCUCACCACCAGUUGCCCCAUCUUAUCCCCUGCAGACUCACGAAUCUCAGUUCCAUGUGCCAUGUUACCAUCCAUACCCCAUAUAUCCAGUUCUAAGAGAUGAGAAUGGGCCAAGACCUCACUAUCACCUGCAAUCUCCAAUGUAUGAAGAGCAAGGAAUAUACAAAGAUCCUCCUGAACAAACAGAACCUACAGCAGAAAGUCAUGUUUGCAGUAUUCAGGAAGCAAAUGCUGUACCUGCUGAUGGGCUUUCAUCAAAGAAUACAGCAUGAGGUGACAAGAUCUUCAGAUCCAGAUGGCAGAGUUCUCCAUAUUUCAAAAAGCAGCUGUACAGGGUUCUUUACAGUCACGUUGUACCAGUUUUUUAAAAGAUACAAUUGUACGGUUUCAUUGUUUUACAUUAAAGUUAGUACUGAAUCUGUUAUAAUAUCAGUUUUGUAUCAGUCCAACUGGUUGGAAAAUGUUUAUUGUUGUUUAUCACCUUGCAUUCAGUUCAGGUUUUGUGGACAUGGCAACUUGAUCUUGGUUGAGGAUCCCAGCUUUUAAUAAUUAAACUGUUUAAACAA